Molecule: messenger RNA, 1826 nt
Organism: Mytilus californianus (California mussel)
Lineage: Eukaryota; Metazoa; Mollusca; Bivalvia; Mytilida; Mytilidae
Product: E3 ubiquitin-protein ligase FANCL-like
Exons: 14
Coding region: 275-1369 (364 amino acids)
Biological process (GO): protein monoubiquitination; interstrand cross-link repair
Cellular component (GO): nucleus; Fanconi anaemia nuclear complex
Molecular function (GO): ubiquitin protein ligase activity
Source: RefSeq, a predicted model, not a curated record
UUAAACUUACAAAAUCCUUUUAAACUGCGGGAAAAAUUAUUACACACGAUAGUCAAUAGAAAUCAGAAACUUUGAGUUUCCAAACACUGAAACAGAUGACAACUCCUAUUUUUGUAGGGGUCAUUUUGUAGAAUGUAGGACAGGAACUUGAAAGUUAGAUGCACAUGGACAAGGAUUUAUAAUCCUUGUUUAAGUGGGAAGGUCUAUUAACAGGACAGAUACAGUAAAAGGAACAGAUUCCAGAUUUAUAAAGAGUAGAGAAACAGAUUGUAAGAUGGAUAUGUUGGUAGAGUUUCCUAAUAUGGUCCUACAGAAUACAGAAGGAACUAGAUAUGAUGGUUAUUUAACUGUAAUGAAUGAAGACUUCCGUUUGUGCCUAGAAUAUCCAUCUGACAUCACCAAAGCUAAUUUAUCAUGUGAUUGGAAACUAAAAUGCUUAUUGGAUGGUUGUCUUGACGUGCUAAAACAGAGACUUUUACAGAGUAAAUCUUUGCCAAGUUUUCUGCAAGAAAUGACAAGAAUUAUUGAAAAAAAGUUAGAAGUUACAAAAAGUACAAAGUCAUACAAAGAACCUGUAAAAUGUGGGCAGAUUAUAUCAGAAAUUGAGAGUUUAGGAUGGGACAGACUUGUAUCAGUAGAUGCUGACUUCACACUGUUACAAUUCCUUCAUACAGACCAUAAAGGGAGAGACCACAUCCUAGGAAUGAAGCUUCAUCCUCAGCAUCCAGUAGAACCACCUCAGUGUAUAACAGAUCUCCCUGUACCUUUUGAUCCUCAUUGGACAAAUAAAAGUACUCUAGAAGAUUUAUACAACCAGUUCACACACAGUGUAAAUAGUUACCAGUUAUUUUGGGACUGUAUGGAAGACUUAGACAAGAAUACCUGGGUACUUGAACCAGACAACCCAAACUUUAGUGCAGUAUACAGGCGUAUAGCCAUCAGUUCAUCAGCGUACGUUCAGAUCACAGUGGACCCCAAACAACCACAGUUAUUACCAAGUUGUAGAUUUAUGGGAGCUGAUCACAGUGUGAGUCAAUUAAGACAGAACAUGAACUCUAACCUUUAUCACUGGGAUCCAGAAGGAAAUCUUCUAGAGAAUCUACAGAGUUUAUUAGAUGUGACCUUCCCUACUCCUUCAACGUCGAAGAAAGAGGAGUUCAGUAUGGAAUGUGGGAUCUGUUAUUCGUAUAAACUUGACACAGAAUUACCCAAUGAAGUAUGUAAUGACAGUAGAUGUGGACAGGCCUACCAUCAUUCCUGUUUGUAUGAGUGGUUAAGGUCAUCUGGCUGUAGACAAAGUUUUAAUACAGUUUUUGGUGAAUGCCCAUAUUGCAGCAAGCCAAUCACAGUAAAGAUGCCAACAACUUAACUACAGAUUGAUGAUAUCUAUAUUAAUUCUAACCACCAUGGAAUGGCCAGCUGCACAACUCAGAGGUGUACCAGUUCUAUUUAGGAGAGAGAUAACAUUGAAGUCAAGAGCAGCUUCAAAACUUUUCAACAAAUGCCAAUGAUAAUUUACAGUGAUUUGAAUGUAGACUUUGCCGAGUUUAAAAACACUUUUGUUAAUAGGUGCCCACUUUUAAUUAUGUGUUACCAGGUUCUCUCAUACGGGAUGUGUACUCUCCAAGUAUCCUUUAGACACAGAUGUAAACCAGGAGAAAUUAUGAUCUGUUGGAAGAAAAUGAACUGUUUGUACAACAGAAGGUUUAUUGCUAAGAAAUCUCAUAACAUUUAAUAGUGGAAUAUCUAUUAAAUUAUUCAAAAUGUGGCUUUUUAAAAACCGGGUACAUACAAAUUUUAUGGAAUAAAAAUAUAAGAGAAAGAUA